UGGUUCAGGUGCUUAAAUAGAUAAGCGAGUUCAGGCUCGGAUAGUUGAUUUCUAGCGGGUACUUCUCCCACUGCUAUUCCUAGCGAUACUGGAAAAUCUGAAUGGUAGAAACCAUUAUAACUUAGUUUUGGCAUAAUUCUUUAUUGGAUUUGGGAUGUAGUUCAAGCCAGAUUUUUGAGUUUUGAGUUUUACUUUUGUUCUCAGGAUUUUGAUUUGGGUUAUUAUAGUUCUCUCUCCAUUCUGUUUCAAAAGAAAGUAAAAUUGGAGAAGAAGGGAAAGAGAUAAGUACUGAUUUUGAUUUAAAGAAGUGUUGGGCCACCUUUUUUUUCCCCUACUGAAAAUUUGCAAUAUGCCUCCAAUAUUCCAACCAUUGAAAACCAUUUCUUGGGAACACUUCUACCGUAAAUUCAGAUUUCCAGAAAACUAUUCUUCCCUUCUUUACAUUCACUAUCUUCACAUCCCACAUAACCGAAAUCCUGAGAAGAAUUACUUUCAGGAGUCCAAUUCCCAAUCCACUGCAUUUCACUUUGUCCAUUCAGCUGCAAAUGCUCACUUAGUAACUGAAUUCGGACCAAAACCAACAAGUGAAGUAGCUAUCGAUGUUCAAAACAUCCUUAAGAAUUAUAGAGAAAGCGCAACUAGGAAGAUUGAGCUUGCUCUCACUCAAUGCAGCCCCACAGUGACAGAGGAUUUAAUCUUGAAUGUACUAAAGAGGCACCAUUCUGAUUGGAAGCUGGCUUUUAUUUUCUUCAACUGGGCAUCUAAAAGAGGCCAAGCUUUUCUUGGGUCUAGUGUUUAUAACGAGAUUCUUGACAUUCUUGGCAAAAUGAGGCGGUUUGAGGAAUUGACCCAAGUGCUUGGUGAAAUGUCUAAGAGAGAGGGACUUGUCAAUGAGGAAACGUAUAGAAUUCUAGUUAAUAGGUAUGCAGCUGCACACAAGGUAGAGGAGGCAAUUAAUGUUUUCAAUAAGAGGAGAGAUUUAGGACUAGAGCUUGGCUUGGUCGCAUUCCAGAAACUUUUGAUGUGUUUAUGUAGGUACAAGCAUGUAGAAAUUGCAGAAACUUUGUUGUAUGCAGAGGGAAAUAGCUUUGACCUGGAUAUCAAGACGAUGAAUAUUGUUCUGAAUGGCUGGUGUGUGUUGGGAAAUGUACACGAGGCGAAGAGAUUCUGGAAAGAUAUAAUUGGCUCUAAAUGCAAGCCAGAUUUGUUUACUUAUGGAACUUUUAUUAAAGCAUUAACCAAGAAGGGAAAGUUAGGUACAGCAAUGAAACUCUAUCGAGCAUUGUGGGAGACACAGUGCAAACCAGAUGUGGUGAUUUGCAAUUGUAUUAUUGAUGCAUUGUGUUUCAAGAAGAGGGUUCCUGAGGCUUUGGAAGUCUUCAAGGAAAUGAAUGAGCGGGGCUGUUUACCAAAUGUGGCUACCUACAACUCGCUUAUUAAGCAUUUUUGCAAAAUUCAGAGGAUGGAGAAGGUUUAUGAGCUUUUGGAUGAAAUGCAGGAAAAGAAGGGGAGUUGCAUGCCAAACAAUAUAACUUUCAAUUACUUGCUCAAGGCAUUGAAGAAACCAGAGGAACUUCCUGAGUUUUUGGAAAGGAUGAAGAGAAAUGGAUGUGCAAUCAAUGGCGAUACAUAUAACUUAACCUUGAAAUUGUAUAUGGAUUGGGAUUGUGAGGAAAGAGCAAGAAAUACUUGGAAUGAGAUGGAAAAAAAUGGAUUGGGACCUGAUCGGCGAUCCUAUACUAUCAUGAUUCAUUGGUUCUAUGACAAAGGUAGAAUCAAGGAUGCUCUGCAUUACUUUGGGGAGAUGACGUCUAAGGGAAUGGUGCCAGAUCGAAGGACUGAGAUAUUGGUCGAUACUAUGAAUAUGAAGUUGAAGGAGAAUGCCGAACACAUGGAAGAAGGUGCGAUGCGUGACAAAUCAUCAAGGCUUUUGCACAAAAGGAGAAGGAAGAUAAAAGUGAGGAAAUAGUGGUCCAUUGGGGCACUGUGAUUUCCCUUGCAGAAAAAGCACUCAAUUUACAGAAUCUAAUUGGAUAUAGAAUGCUUGAAGAUCGUGAGCUCUGAAUUUAUCUUUUAGCUCUUUCCAAUCCUCUUUGACGUUGACAGCUCCAAUUAACAGAAGCGGAAUUGACCUCAUUAAAAUAGGCAUCUUGAAAGAUUUGGGCAAGUCCUCAUCUACCCCAAAAAAUGUUAGAUUCCUUGCAAAAUUCACGACAGAGGCUGGAAUUAUUAUUAGGAGGAACCAGACUGGCAUAAGUGCAAGGCACAGAGGAAGCUUGCUAGGGAGAUCAAAACAGCUCGUGCUUUUGGUCUAAUGCCUUUCACAACAAUGGGAACCUAUGUUGCAUGGAAACAGAAACGUGGAAGCUUGGAAACGUGGAGCGGAAACGGACACAGGGAAACAGUAUUUUUAAAAAUAUAAGAAACAGGAAUGUGGGGAAAAGUGUUUCCAAAUUACUCAUUUAUUGAACGGGUCCAAAACAUUUCCAUGGAGUUUCCAUGCGUUUCUGUGCAGGAAACGUUUUCAAAAUGCAGAAACGGCAGCCAAAGGGAGUUUUCGUGCAACGUAGAUGGAAACAAAGUCAUUUGUUUUUGGAAAAAGUAUGGAGAAUCUUGAAGAGGACUUCGAAUAUGAGACAUACAAUACAGUUGAUGAUGCAAAUGGCAAAGAUGACUUUGUUGGAGCUUAGGUAGAUUUUGAGCCUGUCUCUGAUUUUUGUAUCAUCCAAUUAUGGAAGUCCUAGUUGCGUCCUAAUAAUUAUAAUACUGUAGAUGCCUUUCGCAGUCAUCAUAAACUCUGUUUGCAAUUAUAAUUUGUCUCCCUAAAUUGAAGUUCAAAGCAUAUAAUACAAAGGACAGGUUUAGAGUUUAAGAACUCGUUUGGAUCAACGGAAUUUAAUCCAUGAAAACAUUUUGUGGAUUUAUCCGAUUCAUUUCUUUAUAUAUAUGAAUUCAUGAAUUUAGCUUUCUUGGGAA
Molecule: messenger RNA, 2976 nt
Organism: Jatropha curcas
Lineage: Eukaryota; Viridiplantae; Streptophyta; Magnoliopsida; Malpighiales; Euphorbiaceae
Source: RefSeq, a predicted model, not a curated record